This is a messenger RNA of Hyaena hyaena (striped hyena), 1297 nucleotides long. RefSeq names its product nucleotide binding protein 2 (gene NUBP2). The transcript has 7 exons. Gene Ontology annotation, biological process: iron-sulfur cluster assembly. The record is from RefSeq and is a predicted model, not a curated record. Gene Ontology annotation, molecular function: 4 iron, 4 sulfur cluster binding; ATP-dependent FeS chaperone activity; ATP binding. The coding region runs from base 22 to 837 and encodes 271 amino acids. Gene Ontology annotation, cellular component: cytosol. NCBI's taxonomy places the organism in Eukaryota, Metazoa, Chordata, Mammalia, Carnivora, Hyaenidae.
GCGGCCGCGGGGUGCGGCAGGAUGGAGGCGUUGGCGGAGGCUGGAAACCUGGCCGGCGUCCAGCACAUCAUCCUCGUCCUCUCAGGAAAAGGGGGGGUCGGGAAAAGCACCAUCUCCGCGGAGCUGGCCUUGGCCCUGCGCCAUGCGGGCAAGAAGGUGGGGAUCCUCGACGUGGAUCUGUGUGGCCCCAGCAUCCCCCGCAUGCUCGGAGCACAGGGCAGGGCCGUGCACCAGUGUGACGGCGGCUGGGUGCCCGUCUAUGUGGACCAGGAGCAGAGCAUCUCCCUCAUGUCUGUGGGCUUCUUGCUGGAGAACCCCGACGAGGCGGUGGUGUGGAGGGGCCCCAAAAAGAACGCGCUGAUAAAGCAGUUUGUGUCCGACGUGGCGUGGGGGCAGCUGGACUACCUGGUUGUUGACACGCCGCCGGGGACGUCCGAUGAGCACAUGGCCGCCGUGGACGCCCUGCGCCCCUACAGCCCCCUGGGGGCCCUCGUGGUCACCACGCCCCAGGCGGUGUCCGUGGGGGACGUGAGGAGGGAGCUGACCUUCUGUAGGAAGACGGGGCUGCAGGUGCUCGGGGUGGUGGAGAACAUGAGUGGUUUCGUCUGCCCACACUGCGCAGAGCGCAGCAGCGUCUUCUCCCAGGGAGGCGGGCAGGAGCUGGCCCGUCACGCCGGAGUCCCCUUCCUGGGCUCCGUGCCUCUGGACCCCGAGCUCACUAGGAGCCUGGAGGAGGGUGGAGACUUCAUCCGGGAGUUCCCUGAGAGCCCCGCCUUCCCCGCGCUCCUGUCCAUAGCCCAGAAAGUUCUGACUGAGGCGCCUGCUCGGCUCUCGUGACUGAAGUGCCCCACUCCGCCCGGGUCUCCUGGCCGCGCACGCCCAGAGCCAAGCAGAGGGGGUGUGGUGCCAGCAUCUUCCCGCCCCAGCCCUGCCCCUGGAGCCUGUCCGGUGCUCCGGUAGCAUCUGGAUGGCAGAGUGGCCGACAGUGAGUGGCUCCCCCAGGUUGGCCUGUGGCCGGGCCCAGGAGGAGGUGUGGGGCCCUGGUGGACUGAGCUGUGCCGUGACGGCUCGUUCCCGCCUCCCCUCACGGUGCUCCCGCGCACCCGACCCGCAGCCAGGCUGCCCCUGGCAGCCAUGUGAGCUGGGCCACAAAGCCCCUGUGUCUGGAAAGUUGCUGGGGCCUCUGCUGUCCUCGGGGUCCCCGUGCGUGAUGGUGGUGAUGGAAGGGAGCGUGUCGCGAGGAGUUAAGCUUGUCACUUGAGACAAACCCACCAUUAAACCUUUUCCACCGCCGCGA